This is a messenger RNA of Chiloscyllium plagiosum (whitespotted bambooshark), 1514 nucleotides long. NCBI's taxonomy places the organism in Eukaryota, Metazoa, Chordata, Chondrichthyes, Orectolobiformes, Hemiscylliidae. The record is from RefSeq and is a predicted model, not a curated record.
GGAAGGGUCUGUUUCCGCAUUGGACAUCUCUAUGACUCCACGUUUCGUGUUUUCAUGGUGACUUGAAGUGCCCUUUUUUUGAAAAAUGCCAACAUGUUCGGAUUGGAGUGGGCAUUAGUAUUCCAGGCCAGCGCCCCACAGAAAGAAUCUGCUUCCUCAGCAAUUUUUGUUUUAUUCCGCUGUCUGGACAGGGUGACAAAGCUUGCAUGAAAGCAAAUGUUUUCUGAAGCUCUCUGUAAGAAAAAAAUUCCAUCCUCCACCCCCCCCGCCACCUUUAAGGGGCGGCCACUCAGCCCAUCGAGUCUCUGCCCAGCAAGCCCGAUUGAUUCUGUAGGAGCUUCAAGGGGGAUGUUUGUAUAUUGCUGUCACACACACACACACACACAGGCUCCCGGAAGCUAAGUUCUGACUUGUUCGUGGGAAAGAGGAGGCGUUGCAAGGGGACUGGGGAAACUCCAAGUCUUUUGAGUUUAAAAUAGCCCAGGCUCCAAGGGACAAUCACAGAGAGAGAGAGAGAGAGAGAGUCAAAACCAGGGAAGCAACAGGAAUGGGGACGAAUAACUCCGAAAUCGCUCGGCUGCAGCAGCAAGCCGACGAGGUGGUGGAGGUGAUGUACGCCAACGUGAAGAAGGUGAAGGAGCGAGAGGACAAACUGCAGGUCUUGGAUGAGAGAGCUGAGCAGCUGCAGGAAGCGGGGAAACUGUUUCAGAAGACAUCGAAACAGGUGGCCAUACAGGAAGCAUCGAGGAACAGGAAGUGGAAAAUUAUUCUGGGAGUGGCCGUGGGGCUGGUGAUCCUCGUCGUCGUCAUCGUUGUCAUCAUCAUAACGACUUCUUUGAAAGAUCAGCGUCUGCCCCAUCAAAGCGAAGCUGUUCCCAAACUAGAGACCACUACGGCUGGUCAACAGGGAACCUAGAUAAGGGGCUGCUUUGCGUUGUUAAGGAAGACCCUCGAUUGGCAGUUGCUACCGUACACGUGGGUGCCUUAAACUGUGGAACGUAGACAUUAGAAACCAAACUGCUGCCGUGAGCCACUUUUUGUCGCGUCUUUUUAAAUUAUUUUGCUGUUACAAAAUGUGGCCGAAUUUUGUCUUUGAAAUAGGGUACGGGAUCCAGGUAGAUUGUGUCACAGUCUGUAUAUUUCCAGCACGGAACCCACCUCAUUACCUACAGGCAGCCGAACCCCAUUUUAACGAGUAACGUUAGGUAACCGUUGCUUUAUGAUUACACAUUGAUUUAACAAUCCGGAAACCUUGAUAUGCGAACCGGCCAAACUGGGAAAACUGAGUUUUGACAGAGCCAGAUAGUCCAGGGGCUGGGAAAGGCGUUAUCAUGGUAGUAACUGGACUGUAGGGGGUCCAACUGAUUCACUCACGGACUCUGUAACACCUACUUGGUCCGAUCCCACUUCAUACGACUCGUCUCCCGACUGCCCUCCCCUCCCAAAGCCUGUCCCACCGAUGACAAGGCACAAGUCCAGAAUGUGAUGGAAUACUCCCCGCUUGCCCUGUGGAA